Molecule: messenger RNA, 1053 nt
Organism: Beta vulgaris subsp. vulgaris (sugar beet)
Lineage: Eukaryota; Viridiplantae; Streptophyta; Magnoliopsida; Caryophyllales; Amaranthaceae
Product: protein TIC 20-I, chloroplastic
Exons: 3
Coding region: 109-921 (270 amino acids)
Source: RefSeq, a predicted model, not a curated record
ACAUGGGGAUAACCUAUAUAUCUGCGAGUAACACUCCAAAACGCUCACAGUGACGGUGCCCAACUCAUACGCAAAUUGAAUUCCUUUAGAACCUCUGGAACCUCCCAUAUGUCAUACGCAAAGCUCGAAUUGCAGAAGCUCGUUCCAGGUGUUAUAGCAAAACCAUGCUUUUAUGCACCGGUUGCUCUUAAUCAUCGUUAUAGGAAGUCUGUUCAUGGCCCUAUAGAGGUCCCGACUACAUUCUAUUUGCCUUUGAGAAAGACGUUUCCAAGCUUGAAGAUUAUUUCCUUGCAUGUUGCUGCUCUCUCAGCUCUAGUGUUGAACAAGCAUUCAAAGGAAGAUAACUUCUUACAGAAUCUGCAAUUCUCACCUUUGAAAAGAGGUUCUUAUAUCCCGAGGGCAUUAAAGGACAAACUCUUCAGUUUCCCACCAUACCCUCCAAUGACAGAGAAGCCAAAAUGGUGGUGGAGGUCUUUAGCAUGUCUACCAUAUCUAAUGAAUUUCUUAGAUCAACUCACUUGGGCCCAUGCUCACCCUUUAAAUAAACCCCCACUAUUUCUCGAGAAUUUUAACAAUCUAGCAUUCCCAUUACACAGCCCCCUUCUAACACUCCCCAAGUUUGUCCUCUCUUGUUACCCUAUCAUGUAUUACAUCUGUAUUGUAAGACGGAAAGAGUGGCCUCAUUUCUUCAGGUUUCAUGUUAUUAACGCGGUGUUGUUAGGAGUUCUGGUGCAGGUGAUUGGAGUAUCAGGCAAUUGGUUCCCCUCGAAGCUCUUCCCUCCACAUUUUUGGUCUGCCUCAUCACUUUUCUUCUUAUUUACGGUGUUAGAGUGUGUGCGGUGUGCUCUUGCUGGUGCAUAUCCCAGCAUCCCUUUCGUGAAAGGUGCUGCUCUCCUACAUUCAGACCUGAACAUCAGAUGAUUGCAUAAAGUUUGGUUAAUAUUAAUAUUAGUAUCAAAGUGUAUUUUACAUUGAAGAUACUUGAUUUGACUGAUAUUUUCAUGGAAUUUACUUUGGAUCACAACGGAUUUAGUAAACAGUGUUUGCUUGCAA